AUGCAUUCAUUUGGCCAAAAUGCUGAUCCAAGGAAGAAAGAUGAAAAUAAGCCAAGUUGCAUUCAUCGUUUUCCUUCCAAAUCAAAUGUUGAACGUAUUACAAGAAAAGCAAAAAUUUGUAGGAAAGUUUUUUGGAUUUGGAAAGUAGCAAACUCAAUUAUUCAAAUUAAAGAUCAAUACAACAUAACUAUAAAAGAAAUUGGUGCCAAAUUAAUUGCUCUUGCUGAUGCAUUUGAUGAUAAAUUUUUUGGCGAUUUAAGUAUUUCAAAAAAAUAG
Molecule: messenger RNA, 276 nt
Organism: Brugia malayi
Lineage: Eukaryota; Metazoa; Nematoda; Chromadorea; Rhabditida; Onchocercidae
Exons: 2
Coding region: 1-276 (91 amino acids)
Source: RefSeq, a predicted model, not a curated record